UGCGCACCUGUUUUUCCUAAUUGAAACUGAAAGUAGACAAAAUCAUGGCAUCAACAUGGUAUUCAAAGGUCGUUAAGUUAUUUACACUAAGUGACAAACAGCUUGUUCAACUUUCCUUGGGAAUAUCUGCUGCUGGAGCAAUGAUGGUCAUGGGGAUGUAUGGAUAUCAGAAAUAUCAUAACAAGAAUACAGAGUACACUCUGGAGUCGAUGCGCAUGCUGCAAGGUUACCCUAACCUGAACGACGUUCUAGGCGUUCCAGUGAAAUUGAGAGGCUUUCAAGCUAGUAACCCCUUCCACAGGCGCACAGACAAACAAAUCAGGAUCUAUCUGCCAGUGCAAGGUGCCGUGAAGCCAGCCUCGGUCUACAGUUGGUGUUCCCUGCACGACAACACAGAUACUGGCAAACAACAAUGGCGGGUGGACCGACUCGAUCUGCAGACCGAUGUGGAAGGUAGCCUUCAACAGUGGACUAUAUUCCAGCACCCCGAAUGCAGGGAAGACCCAGACUUGGUGUUCCAGAGAGCUGAACUCAGUGAAAAGCAGGAAAUGAACUCGAUUAUUUCAUCAACCCCAGUACUUGACUCGAGUUCGAAAUCAGCAUUUGACAAACCAAAGUUGAACCCAAAAAGUUGAUGAGUGAUAGAUUGAUGUGAAUAAUUUUCAUUACCGUACUAAAUCAUGUCUUUAAUAAGGCGCAUGUUUGUACUACACAAAUUUUAAUUCAAUAAGUUGGUUCGUGUUUUACAUGGACAGUGUACACAACCAAUUGUGUAAUAGUAGUAUGGCGACCGAUUUGACAUUUUACUUUACUAGAAAAUUAUUUUUUCUAUUUUGGCAUUUUUGAAAUCCGAUGGGCAUUAUAAGGUAA
Messenger RNA from Dreissena polymorpha, 870 nucleotides. RefSeq lists its product as uncharacterized. The transcript has 4 exons. The record is from RefSeq and is a predicted model, not a curated record. The coding region runs from base 45 to 635 and encodes 196 amino acids. Lineage: Eukaryota; Metazoa; Mollusca; Bivalvia; Myida; Dreissenidae.